UGUGUAUGAUUGUGUAGGUUCGUUUUUUAUGAUGAACCUGUAUAUUGUGCUUUUUUGUCAUACCCCCAUGUAUAUUUUUAUCUACAGGGCUCAUCUGUCAAAAUAGUGAUACAAAAAAAGUGUGUGUGUAUUAGGACAUCCAUUCCUCAGUUUCAUAUAGAAUUAUGCUGAAACUCAUUCCUCUUGAUUUCCUGUAAUUCAAUACCAGUGGGUAAAAAUAUGUGUGGGGGCACAGCGCAGGAGAAACAUUAGAAGCAUAGCUGCUGCUGGGAGCCAGUAGUGCCAGAGUCUUGAGUGAGUGGCCUGAAACAGAAAUGAACAGUUCUCCAGUCUGAGAUGCCGAAGAGACUCCUGUGUUCUUGUUUCUAGUGAGGCGACCAGGAGGAGUGGGGCUUUUGGAAGAGGCAGGGGGGUGUCGGACACGGUCUGUCUAUAUUUCAGAAGGCACAGUUGCAACAAGGCUGAGGUUUGGCUGGAAUGGGAGUGAGUACUGCCCUUUAAAGCCUUGGUGCAGCUCUCUGUGACUGGGUUAAGUUCAGUUCCAUAAAGAGGCAGACCACUGGGGUUACUUCAGUCUGAGGGGAUUGUGCGUUUGGGUCGUGGCUCCACAGAAGAGUGCCUGACCUCCAAUGACUACUAGCCUUACAGAGCAGCCCUGAGAGGAAUGUAGAUUGUCAACCGAGGUAUUUUGGUUAUGUGCAACAGCUAAUGAUUGUAAUCACAGAGCAGAACGGGACUCUGAGAAGUUUUUCCUCCCCAGCAGUUUUCUUGCCAUGCCACGCUCACUGUCUCCCAGAGAUUAGAGCGUUAGACGAAUGGCACGUCGGCUCCGCUUGCACUUUGCGUUGAGAAGAAGCAACACGGAUCCUCUGUCAGAGAGCCUGAGCAGCCAUGGUGAGGAGAGCGGUCUCUGUGUGUCAACCCGCAGCCCCGCAGAGAUCCUAGCGCACAGCUCUGUCCAAAUGAAGGUGAUUCCAGGGAAGCUAGCCUUGGCUUUGCCUCCCCUGUCCCCGGAAUACGGUAAUUUACAGCGCUACUCAUCCGUAUUUAUACCCAAGGUGAACACCGUCAGCAAGAAGAGUACUCUGCAGAUCUCCCUGCAGCCCCGUGGCAAGCUGAAUGGAGAGUUGGAGAACAGCACUGAGGGCGGGGAGCCAGGGGUCUGCGAUGUGGGAGCAGGCAGUGGCUCAGACGGGGUAUCCUGUAGCAGCAGCAGCAGCACGGCCAGUGACGCAGGCUACUGCAGCAGCAGCAGCAGCAUCUUUGAGCCAGAGUUCCCAGAUCAGCGUAGGGCAUCCCAUGAUAGAAGUCUGCCCCGUAGGAAAGCCAGGGUCCCUCUGAGACGCUGCUCCUCCCUGGUUAUAUUUCCAAGGAGCCCCUGUAAUACACCACCAGCCUCCCCGGUCAGCCCUGUGGCACUACCCGCCUUGCCUCUAGCCAGGGGCUCCUACCAGACUUCUCACCAGCUCCAGUUGUCCCCCAGUGAGCCCCCGCAGGAGGACGAGACGGGGACAUCAAAAGCGUCCAUCGCCACGGCGAUGAACGGCCUGCGACUCUCUAAGAGCAGCUUUCCAUCAGCGGAGUUCAGAGACACCAGGCCCAUGGUGCAUUUUAACAUUCCCCUUCCAGAUAAACCUAAAGACAAAAUGGAGGAGUGUGAGAAGACUGACCACUCGGCUACCUUAGACAGACCGUGUCGCGACAAGGCCGACCUAUCGGCAAAUUUAGACCAACACUCCAGUGUGCUACUGCACUUUGCCCACCAGCGACCAAUAUCUGGGAAGGCAUCUAGAAACAGAACAACCGUCAAUGUUGAAUGUCCUGAAUCUCCAACCCAGGCCCCUCAGUCGGAGGGUGAAUGUUGCCCUCGCCACAUUAAGCUGUUUCGCAGCACCUCUGCUUGCUUUCUCCCCUCAACUAAACUUUCAGAGAGGAGCCACAUUGCCGGUCUUGCAGACAAUGGAAAUGGACAGGAAAUGCCUGAGGAAAACCAUUGUCAUCACGCCUUACAAAGGAGCUUUUCUCUGGAAGUCCCCUACCAUAAUACUGGUAUUUCAUGUCACGUUUCCAACCAAAAACUAUCUAACUCUCCACAUGUGCACAUCCAUGUGUCCCACGGCUCUGGGGCAAGGGUCUCUAGCCCUGUCAUUGAUGUAAACACUAACCACAAAAGGGAUCACAUACAAAAGAGCCCUGCAAGAAAGACCACGGUGAGUUUUUUCCUUCACUGGGUGGGGUAGGAUAGGAGCUUAGCAAGGCUGAGAAUAGAGAGAAAUUAGGCCUAUGCUUUGGCCAAAUGUAGUAGAACGGGUGGUACAUUUAUUGGUUAAAUUAUAGAAUUUAUGUUUUCAACUGUGUAGUGUGAUAGUGUAUUGGCUCAUUGUGGUUGGUCUGUAUUUGAACUAUUUCACUUCUAACCUCAAUAAAUAGAGAUUGUGGUAUUCACUAAGUGGGGUAUUAAUGUUGUACUUGUUAUGUUCGUCACCCAUAAGAUGGCAUAUCUGAAAUGCUCCAUUAGAUUCCAUUUGAAAUAUGUUAUGCUGUUUAGUAAAGCAGCAAACCUACUCUCUAAGAGAGAUUGAUAAGAGUUUGUGUGUAACUUUCAAUGAUGUCCAUUUGAUAAUGCUACCUCCUUAAUUGCUCAGUGCUCAGUCUGUACCCUACAUGUUUCUCUGUUUACUCAGCCUUUGGGCUCCCUGCGAGCAAGCAGGAGCAAAGUUCAGUAACUGAGAAGACAGCUACAGCUAAGUCAUGCGAUUAACAAGCCCAAUGUGGACAAAAAUGCAAAGGUAUUCAGGUGUAUAACAGUAAACCAUUAACAUACUUGCACCCAGCAAAAUGCUAAAAGAGAAAGAAAAGAAAGGCUCCCUCUUGCGAUACUUGUCUGCGGCGGCCUUGCGAGUGUUUCUGUACACACGUGCUUUGGUUAAGAGGGGUUCUCUGUUUUUAUUAUUCUAUUAAUGCUUUGAGUAAUCAGUUUAAGUAUUUACCCCUGACUAAAUUUAGUUGUGGGAAAAGCAGGGCCCCCCCUCUCGCUAUAAAUAAAGCUCCUCUGAAAUAUUCCCCCCGACUCCAGAUAGUCUGUCCCGCUGUUGCCUUGGCCAGCCCUAUGAAUUCAAAUUGAACAACGUGAUACUAGAGUAGCGCUCAUUUAUGCCAGCCGUCCGCAGGCCUGGGGAUCAUGUUAUGUGGGUAGAGGGUGUUUGGAGACGAAGCCUUUUACAGUAAAAGGAUGGUGUGUUCCCUUCCUCGCGGGUCCCCCUGCUAGACCGUGUUUGUAAAGCAUCAUGUGUCAGUCCUUCUCCCCCUCUAUCACUCAUGUUCCCUUGCUCCCUCUCCCUCUUUGCAUUUAGCAGCUUGUCAAGUAAGACCUGCACCAGCAAUUAGCCAAAGCUACUAUCUUUAUAACAGCUGAACUCUUAUAUAAUCUCAUUUAGGACAUGAGAGACCCUCCGCUGCAUACCUCUUGCUUAAGCCCAGCAGGUCAUAAGCAUCUGUGCUCCUGUUUUAUGACUUAUUUUAAUCCAGUGAUAGCCUCCUAGUAAAGCUCCUCUGGAAACAUAAUCUGAAUAACAGUUGCAAGAUGUGUUUAUUACAUUUAUUCCACAGGACACUUUUGUUGACAUUUUUGACUGGUAUAUUCUACUUUUAUUAGCUCCAAUCAGUACUGUUGCCAGGAAAUGGCUUGUGCUAUUUAAAGAGGGCUGACUGAUACCAUAUGUUCCUGUAUUUUGACACUGUUAGUCUCAAAGUAAGAGUUCUCUCUGAUGUAGGGAAAACUAGAUACUCAAAACGCUGGUGUAUGUGUAGCCUGUCAGUGGAGCGUGAAGAGAAGGUAGACAAAGGUGUGCUGACAGAAUUGUGCCAGAAUUAGCCACGCGGUGAGAGCUUUGGAGUCCGAGGCGAGCCCUCAUGGCCUCCACUGUGGCUACAUCUCCUCCCUCCUUACUUACUUUCUCUCUGUCUCUUUCCCACUCUCUUCUUCCCUCUGCCUCUCUGUGUUCCUUGCCUAUUUCUUGUGAGCUGACCAGAUGCCUUUUGGACAUUGACAAGGCUAAGCACCAUCUUGAUAUGAGCCCUGAUACCUCACUGAGCCUGAUAAGUGACCAUUUCUCCUGAUCAGUCAAUACACCUUAACCCUAUUUGGCUGUUUAAAGGGCAAAAGAGUAGCAGCCCCAGAAUCAUGAUCAGCAGCUCCGUGUUGUGGCCAAACACAGAGGAUAAACAAGACACCUAGCAUAAGAAUGAGGAGAAUGAGAUGAAUGACAGUCUCAUAAUGUAAACAUUGAAUCUCCCUAAUCAUGACGAUCAGUCCCCAGGCAGUGAAGUUCAACAGAGCUCAAAGGUCAUGCUCGUUUUUUGCAUCACAUCUGAGUGUUGUCCUGGAUAAUGCAAGAAUGACUUGCUUUUCCUUCCAAGGUCGUGUAAAGAUACUGUACAGUAGUCAGAAGAUACUGUACAGUAAUCAGACUAUCGAUAAUGAAUAACAGGUGACCGAAUGCGUUGUUCCCUCUAAUUUUUGCAGCACUGAGCAAAUUUAAGGUCUGCUGAGAGCAAACUUCAAUGUGAAAAUUCUGUGCAACUUCCUUUGUGAACACUGAGGUUGUACACCCUUUAAUUUACUAUUUUAAUAGUGACCAGGUAGGCUACUGUGACUAUUUGAUAAUAAUCUAGCCCUACCAGAGUGGCCUACCAUAAAAAAACUAUGAAGAAAAUGCAUCACAUAACAUUUUAACAUGGAAAUAGCGGUUCUAUCAUUCAGCCUACAGAAGCAGCCAAUGUGUAGUGUUCAAUGUAGGCCUACAUUCCUUGAGACUUUUGGAAAAAAAAACAUGCAAGCUUGGCAUUAACCUGUUUAUCCACUUGUCCUUCAGAUGAGGUGACUGAACAUUUUGUUUGAUGCAAGAAACCACUUUACAAAAUAAAAUAUAUUAUUAUCCCCAUACCGUUAUUACAGAGAAUCAGACAAAUUAUGCUACCCUCUGCCUAUUGGCUACUUAGCUUAUUCAAGCCUUUUUUUUUUAAAUACAACACUGGCCAUUUAGGACCAAAAAAAAGCUCUUUCCCUAACUCGCUUUUCAAAGAUGGCUAGAAAUGUUCACAUUUUGUGCUCUUGUAGGAAGCAAUCACUCCCACAUUUCUGACGACAAAUUAGCUAUAAAUUGGCUAAUAAAUCACUAACUAGCAAAGAAUAUGACCAAAUGUUCACACGUGGCUACAUGCAGCUCUCGCUUUGAUCUCAAAACAAGUGCAUAAUAAUCAUUCAUGCACUUCAUGCACUCAAAGUGAAUGGCACAAAUCCGUAUAUGGCAAUGGUAGAUUUGCAUAUAGGUCUACUGCAGCUCUGAUUUGGUUAUGGCGCACGUAGUGUGCAGGCCUGAGUCGUGCCUGCCAAUGCAAUAGAAAUCCUACUCCGAUGUGCUCUGCCAACAAAAUCUCUUGCGUAGUUAGUUUUGCAUAAUAAUUAUUGCGUAAUUCAUUUUAUUUUGUUAUGUUGCAUUGAAAGUGGCUAUUGCAUUGAUUCAAAAUGCACGCAGAGACGUACAAAUGCUAUCCAUGAGUUCAUCUGACUCUGAGGAAGUGGAUAAAGGGCUUCAUUGCUAGAAUCCUGACGUUUCCAUUUAACUAGAUAUAAUUUUUCCAGAUAGGGUCCCCAGCAUUUUCUGAUGUCAAUUUGGGGUUGUGUGCAGUGCCAUUUUUUUGGAACACCUUGUCUAAUAGAACUAUGUGUAUAAUGUGCCAAUGAAUACAUUUACAACUAAAUCAUCCAUGAGGGCUGAUGGCACGUGCUGUAAAGGUGACUGUAUCAUGGAAAAAGAUUAUCUAUCUUGGCUAGUCGUGUUUGUGUGUGUGUGUGUGACUCAUACCUUUUGCACUUGAGACGUAGGUAGGUAGGUGUGUGCGAGCCGGCAAACAUGCCGAUACAUUGUAACCACUCCCUUUUUUGUUGGACUGACUCAUGAAUGACUACUGUACAUGACUCCCCAUUACAAUCUCUUAUAUCCUU
Oncorhynchus masou masou (cherry salmon) is the source of this 6007-nucleotide messenger RNA. RefSeq names its product E3 ubiquitin-protein ligase NEDD4-like. The transcript has a single exon. NCBI's taxonomy places the organism in Eukaryota, Metazoa, Chordata, Actinopteri, Salmoniformes, Salmonidae. Bases 816 to 2240 code for a protein of 474 amino acids. The record is from RefSeq and is a predicted model, not a curated record.